AUGUCCCAGUCACCUCCAGCCAACGCACCCUCAUGGGACGUCUUCAACGUCUCCGGCCUCGUUGCCGUGAUUACAGGUGGAGGCUCCGGUUUGGGUCUGAUGUUUGCUAAAGCCCUCGAAGCGAAUGGCGCUGCCAAGGUUUAUAUCAUUGGCAGAGACUGGCAAAAGUUGGACGCGGCGUCGAAGCAUGCAAAAUAUGGAAGAAUCAUCCCGCUACCUGGUGAUGUGACUUCGAAGGACUCUGUCAAGGAGUGUGUUGACUAUAUCGCUGCAAGGGAGGGGUACAUCAAUCUGCUCAUCCUCUGUGCUGGCCGUUCGGGCCCCGGCAUGGGCGACGACAAAUCAGGAUUGAAAACUCUGGAAGACAACCAACGGUAUCUCUUGUCUUUGGACAUGGCUGAAUGGACCGACACAUAUCACGUCAAUGUCACUGCGUCCUUCUACACGGCCAUUUCCUUUCUACUUCUGCUCGAAGCAGGUAACAAACAAGGCAACUAUCCUGUGCAAAGUCAAGUCAUCGGCAUGUCAAGUGUCGGAGGAUACUGCAGAGGAUUGCAUGGAUCGUUUGCAUAUGCCAUCUCCAAGACUGGCGUGCGACAGAUUACCCAGAGCUUGGCAACUCACUUCGCCCCAUGGAGGAUCCGUUUUAAUGCCCUGGCACUCGGUGGUGAGUAA
Messenger RNA from Colletotrichum karsti, 675 nucleotides. RefSeq names its product NAD(P)-binding protein. Gene Ontology annotation, molecular function: oxidoreductase activity. NCBI's taxonomy places the organism in Eukaryota, Fungi, Ascomycota, Sordariomycetes, Glomerellales, Glomerellaceae. The record is from RefSeq and is a predicted model, not a curated record. The transcript is spliced from 3 exons. The coding region runs from base 1 to 675 and encodes 224 amino acids.